GGAUACAGCACCAGCAAUAGUAAUGAGGAGGAAACUCAAGAGGAUAAACUCAGCCCUUCCAAAAUGAUGCGCUUUUUCACCACCCCUCGGAAACGGGCUAAUUCCAGCUCCGACAGGCCUCGUUCUCUGGUUUUGAUGGGCAACUCGUCCACGUGGAAUGCUUUGUCUUCCAUCAAAAAAAUGGGAUCUUUCAAGAAAUUGAAAUCGUCAGUUCUCCAAGGAAUUCAAACAAGGGAAUGCUCUGACAUCUUAAAUGAGAAUGGUGUUGGCAAACGCGGUUCAAACGGGGCAGUGGUGAGAGUUCAGACUAACAGGUAUUCCUAUUCAGGGCCUCUCCAUGAUUUCCAGAAUGCAGUGGAUGGUUUGGCUUCUGAUUUCUCUGAUGCAGAGGAGGGUGAUGAGUCUUUCCUGAGGAAUACUCACCGCUCACGCAGCAUCAGGCGGGCUUAUGGUGCUGGCCGCAUAAACUUGCUAGACACAGAUAAAGCUCAGAGUCAUCACAACUGUACUAGGCCAACAUCACCUGUCAUUGCAGAGCCAAAGAUCUGUGAAAUUUUGGUGAAAGACUCUGAAAACAACAGGGUCAUUUAUCGGAGAAGCAAAAGUUCAGAUAAUUUGAACUUCCUGAAAAAAAGCUCAUUCAAACGGAAGUCUACCUCAAACCUCACUGACCUGAAGGUUGCAAGUGAAAAACAGAUGCCAACGAGGACUGUGAGUGUUACUUCUGCUGACUUGGACAAGGCUGGCGGGAACCAGGAGAGGAGAUCCAAGCGAUGGAAGAGCCCUAUCAGGGCAAAGGAUUUUGACAGAGUUUUGAAAAUUGUCAGUAAUGUUACUGAUGUUGCAUGGAAGAAGGAUGGCCCUAAGAGUGCUACUCCUCCCAGCGAGCAGUCCCAGAGAACAAUGUCAAACAGCAGACUGCACGAUGACUAUUCCCGCAGGGUUUCCAGCAGCACGGAUCAUGACAGAAAGAGAUGCACCUCCCCAGUGUCUAGUCCUGACCCUUCCUUCCCAGGAGCAACUUGUCUGCAAAGCCCUACUGUUGCUCAGGAUAAGGAGGCUGAAAUGAAUGUAGCUGUUGGUGAAGAAAAAAACCUCAGGACAUCAUCAGGUAUCCCAGAUGUUGACAGCUUAACCCCUGUGCUGGAUGACAUUAGUCCAUUUCCCAAUGAAGUGUUUUAUUCGGACUCAGAGGAACCAAAAGCUACCCAGCAGUUUACGUGUGAAGCCGAAAACCCUCCGGUCAGGCCGACUACUCCAAAGCCUCAAAGUCCCUCUGCAGAGAAGGUCAAGUGCAAUAAGAAUUUCCGGUGCCCAAACCAUCAUAGCACAUUGUCACUGAGCUCAUCCGAGAGUGAGGAGAGAGCUGAAGUACCAGGGCUGAAGCUGGGCAGGAAUCCUGUUUGCUUCCAGGAUUCGGUGCAAACCGUGUACUAUGAUGAUGGAAAUGAAGACAGUGGCAUAAGCAGCCACUCUCAGCUGAGCCUCAAUUUAGCCCCUGGUGUUGAAGAGAAAAAGGAAGAGGUUGCUUCUGAUGACCACUGGAAGAGGUCACCAUCCCAAGAUGAAGAAAAGACAGACACACAGAAGGUCACACCCAGGAGAUGGGGCUCUGGAAAAAGAUGUCGUCCCAGACCUCUCUCAGACUAUGGCCAAAUGUCUGUCAGAAGUUUCUCUAUACCAGAAGAUGCAGUUGCAGUGGAUUCUCAGAAGACAGACUGCACAGAUGGAGAAAAUCAGCCAGGACUGACUUCUGUCAGGUCUGGGAUCCAAAGCAAUACAGUAGGCUACCACAGAGGGAGAAAAAGAAGACCCAUCUCUGUAAUAGGUGGGGUCAAUUUCUAUGGCAGCGGUCCGGCAGAAGAGAUAGAAGGUCUGCUGACACAACCUGUAGCACGGCCACCUGUUCCAGCGCACCAGGUGCCCCCUUACAAAGCUGUUUCAGCCAGGUUCCGGCCGCUCACCUUUUCACAAAGUACCCCCAUCGGCCUGGACCGGGUUGGACGGAGGCAGCAGAUGAGAACAUCUAACGUUGCUGCAGAUGGUGGGACUGAAUCUUCGGCCUUAGUGGACGACAAUGGCAGUGAGGAAGAUUACAGCUAUGAGGAGCUCUGCCAAGCCACCCCCAGGUACCUGCAGCCUGGAGGGGAACAGCUAGCGAUUAAUGAGCUGAUAAGUGAUGGCAGCAUUGUCUAUGCAGAAGCUCUCUGGGACCAUGUGACUAUGGAUGAUCAAGAGCUGGGCUUCAAAGCUGGAGAUGUCAUUAGAGUUCUAGAAGCUUCCAACAAAGACUGGUGGUGGGGAAGAAAAGAGGACAAGGAAGCCUGGUUUCCAGCUAGCUUUGUCAGACUGCGAGUUAAUCAGGAAGAAGUGCCAGAAACCUGUAGUAGUAUCCAGGAUGAAGAACAAGAUGCAGAUAUUAGCAAACAUCGUCAGAAAAUAGCUGAAAACAAGGAUCAGAUGAGAACCAACGUUAUACAGGAAAUUAUGAACACAGAACGAGUCUAUAUCAAGCAUCUCAAGGACAUCUGUGAGGGUUAUAUUCGGCAGUGUCGCAAACACACAGGAAUGUUCACCACAGCUCAGUUAAGCACCAUUUUUGGAAAUAUUGAAGAUAUUUACAAGUUCCAAAGGAAGUUUCUGAAGGAUCUUGAGAAACAGUACAACAAAGAGGAACCUCAUCUAAGUGAAAUAGGGUCAUGUUUUCUUCAACAUCAAGAAGGCUUUGCUAUUUAUUCAGAGUAUUGUAACAAUCAUCCCAGUGCCUGCAUUGAACUUUCCAAACUGAUGAAGCAGGGCAAAUACCGUCACUUCUUUGAGGCCUGUCGCUUGCUUCAGCAGAUGAUUGACAUUGCCAUUGAUGGUUUUCUUCUCACGCCUGUACAGAAAAUCUGCAAAUACCCCCUGCAGCUUGCAGAAUUGCUCAAAUAUACCACUCAGGAGCACAGUGAUUAUAACAACAUAAAAGCUGCAUACGAGGCUAUGAAGAAUGUAGCAUGUCUGAUCAAUGAGCGAAAACGAAGAUUAGAAAGCAUAGACAAGAUUGCACGUUGGCAAGUCUCUAUUGUAGACUGGGAGGGACCAGAUGUGUUAGCCAGAAGCUCAGAACUGAUCCACUCAGGAGAACUGACCAAAAUAUCAAAGCAAGGCAAAAGCCAGCAGAGGACAUUCUUCCUUUUUGACCAUCAGCUUGUGUUCUGUAAGAAGGACUUACUGAGAAGGGACAUCUUGUAUUACAAAGAUCGUAUUGACAUGGAUGAGAUGGAAAUUGUGGACACUGAAGAUGGCAGAGACAAAGACUUUAACAUUAAUGUCAAGAAUGCUUUUAAAAUAAUAAAUAGAGCAACAGAAGAGAUUCAUUUGUUCUGUGCAAAAAAACAGGAGGAUAAAAAGAGAUGGAUGGAAGCGUGUGAAAGUGAAAGGAGAAGAGUUCAGGAAGACAAGGAAAUGGGAAUGGAAAUCUCAGAAAACCAGAAGAAGCAAGCCAUGCAAAAUGCCCGUAAGUCAAGGCAUGGAAAAAUGAAAGGUGACUACAAUGGGUGUCCUGUGCCUCCUCCACACCAAAGCCUGCACCCUAUUCAUCAGCGCCACAUCACUGUGCCUACCAGCAUCCCUCAGCAGCAGGUUUUUGCUCUGGCAGAACCCAAGCGGAAGCCAUCUCUCUUCUGGCACACCUUCAACAAACUCACCCCCUUUAAAAAGUGA
Messenger RNA from Chaetura pelagica (chimney swift), 3705 nucleotides. RefSeq names its product spermatogenesis associated 13 (gene SPATA13). Gene Ontology annotation, molecular function: guanyl-nucleotide exchange factor activity; protein binding. Lineage: Eukaryota; Metazoa; Chordata; Aves; Apodiformes; Apodidae. The transcript has 12 exons. The record is from RefSeq and is a predicted model, not a curated record. The coding region runs from base 64 to 3705 and encodes 1213 amino acids.